AUGUCGCUGGAAAGAGGGAUAGAAGACUUGAAAGCUUUGAACGAAGAAAAGAAUGUGGAUGAUUCCGAUUCCGAGAGUAAUUUGGUUCCAUUGUUCACAGAAGAUGAAAAAAAUGAAAGUAAUGUUUGUCGUGCUGGAUCGGUUAACGUUCUACAUUUUCAGAAUUCUGCUGAAGCAACACUGUAUAAUUUCAGGAAGGAAUGGAAGUCAGAAUUAGAUUCUCGAUUGAAGGAAUCGAGUUCGAUGUCAAUGGAAAGCAGGAAAGAACAAUCGUUGCACGAUGCUGCAACAAAGUUGUUCUUGGAAGGUGUAGACUGCGAGAGACGAGGCGAUAUGUGGGAAGCAGUCCAAAGGUACAUGGGCGCUGUACGUAUGGUUCCCGAUAUUGAAUCGAAAUUGUACAAAGAUCGUAGUUUAUCGAACUCAAUAGGGUCCAGUGAUUGCCAGCGUUCUCGUUCAAGAUCUCAUUAUGGUUUUCAUGAUUUAGAAAAGAUUCUGCAUAAACGACUGGUUGACGGGGGGAGAUUUUUCGAACCAGAAUUUCCGGAUGAACCUUGUCCAAUUGCGCUUUUACCUGUGGAAUUACUUUCCAUACUGAUACGGUACGUUGUCGGGAGCGAGCUUGACGUGUAUUGUCUAGAAUUGCUGUCGAUGACUUCAGCUGGAUUUUAUCUUCUUGCGCGUGACAGAGAACUGUGGCAUGCAAUAUGUCGUCUAACUUUUGGCACGAAGUAUUUUAACUCGGUUUCAUGCACCACAUCAUUGAGUUGGCGUCAGAUGUAUAUAACAUAUCCACAUCCUUAUCUGCACGGAGUUUAUAUUGGGAAAAUGACAUAUCUUCGCAAUGGAGAAGCAUCUUUUCAAGAUCAGUUUUACAGACCGUGGCAUAUAGUCAUCUAUUAUCGGAUGAUGAGAUUUUUUGCAGAUGGUACAGUUAUUAUGGUUAUCACAUCUGAAGUGCCAGCACAAGUUGUGGGACUUUUGAAAUCAAAAACCCCUCGCUUAGCUGGAGUUCUUUUUGGUCAUUACUGGAUGGUGAGUCAAGAUCGAUUAGCAGCACAGUUUCAUCGUCACAAUGAAAAAUCACUUCAGCGGACGCUACGUAUCCACAAAUCGCUUCACCCGUUCUUGCCCUAUGAAAUAUUAGAUCAGAAAUUCGAAAUGGAAUUACAUUUUGGAGAUGGAAUGAAGCGACGAGCUCACUGUGUGCUACAAAUUUUUGAAUAUAAUUGUACAGUAACCUAUUUGGAUGGUAAAGUGUCUUACAGUUGUCUAGAUACAACUGAUCAUCAGGCAUGUCCGCCAUUGUUUUUCAGUCGGGUAAGGAGCUACGCUGUUCCUGAUGGUUGCGACGAAAUUUUAGUUUGA
Molecule: messenger RNA, 1368 nt
Organism: Brugia pahangi
Lineage: Eukaryota; Metazoa; Nematoda; Chromadorea; Rhabditida; Onchocercidae
Source: the annotation of a GenBank genome assembly